This is a messenger RNA of Cloeon dipterum, 2684 nucleotides long. It is a transcript of the gene Hydr1, whose product is annotated as phospholipase Hydr1. Gene Ontology annotation, molecular function: monoacylglycerol lipase activity; acetylesterase activity. Gene Ontology annotation, biological process: medium-chain fatty acid catabolic process; medium-chain fatty acid biosynthetic process. The record is from RefSeq and is a predicted model, not a curated record. The coding region runs from base 135 to 1322 and encodes 395 amino acids. NCBI's taxonomy places the organism in Eukaryota, Metazoa, Arthropoda, Insecta, Ephemeroptera, Baetidae. The transcript is spliced from 8 exons.
GGAAAACAACACGAUUACUGCAUGUUGUCUGCAGUGGACGAGUCUCGCUGCGCCGGGAAAGUUCAUUCAAUAGUUUUAUUUAAUUUUCGCCUUCUUUCCCGUUUUUCCUGGAAUCCAGCUCAAAAUUUAUCGUUAUGGAUUGGCUGACGUCUACGUUACCGAGGUCUCUUGAAGGCUUCCCUGAAAUCCCUCGCUGGUCGAUGGGACUUUUGCUGGGGACGGGUUUCGUCACCUACUACUUAUACGAAGCAGUUAAGCUGCCGACGCUUGCCUGCUCACAAAAUAGCAAAUUCCGCGAAUUUCUGGAAAAUCAUGUUCCUGUGAUACGCGAAAAGUUCUGGCCGACCGUGUGGUGCUUCGAGUCGAGACUGCAGACGGUGUUUGCCAGCGUUCUUCGCCAACACACGCUGCCUGAUAUAGAAUACAGACGGCAAAUUUUCCGGCUGAAAGAUGGAGGCGAACUUGCGUUGGACUGGCUGGGCCCUGAUGAUAGCUCGAUGAAGGAUCCUCUAGUUUUGGUGCUUCCAGGACUCACUGGCAACAGUCAAGCUGAAUACAUCAAAAGUCUAAUGAGGGCUGCUCAAGCUCAGGGAUUCAGAUGCGUUGUGCUUAACAACAGAGGCCUCGGUGGCGUUGAUCUCAAAACUCCUAGAACUUAUUGUGCGUCCAACUCUGAGGAUUUGGGCGAGGUUGUUGACCACCUGAGAGAGACAGACUGCGCCAAGAACACCCCGCUAAUUGUUGUUGGAAUAUCAAUGGGAGGGCUCAUGUUGGGAAACUACCUUGCUGCUCACGGAGAAGAGGCAAAGGACAAGAUUGACGCUGGAAUGAUCAUUUCCGUACCAUGGGACGUUUUUAAGGCCACUGAGAGUAUCGAGCAGUUUGGCCUGAACCGCCUUCUGAAUUAUCACCUUGCUACAAGUCUAGUCAAAACUCUAGAUAGGGUUAAACAUCACAUGCCUUGGGACGUUGAAGAGGCUUUAAAGAGUACAACUGUGCGCCAGUUUGACUCGCGAUUCACCUGCAAGCAAUUUGGGUACACUGAUGUCGAUGAAUACUACUCUGCCGCCACUUUACACACAAAACUGGAUCGUAUAAAAGUACCAACUCUGUGUCUUAGUGCCGCUGAUGACCCAUUCCAACCACUGGAUGCUAUUCCUGUUGAUGCCGCUCACAAGUCGGAGCAUGUGGCGAUUUUAAUUACAGCUCGCGGAGGACACAUUGGAUUCAUGGAUGCGCUGAGACCUGGUGAGGAUUACAUGUGCAGGGUUUUUGUCCAAUAUGUAGAGGCUGUGAUGAAGAAAGGGAAGCCUGAGGUGUAGAUUGAGUUGUUUAAACUGUUUUUUGUGAUUUUACCUGACAUGAUAGGCUCUUCUUGCAAUGUAAAAGGCAGGAAUGUUAUAGAGGAUCCUGAUUCUAAAUUUGUUUGGAGUAUAUUAACAAUCAGUGGAGUAUAUUAACAAUCAGUGAAGUAUCUUUUUAAAUUGAUAGCAGGUUGAAUAGUCAGAAUUCAUAUAACGUUACUCCUAAAUCCAUGAAAUCACCACAGUUUAUAGCCUUUGUUAAUUAGAUAAUGGCAUCAAAAUACUAUCUUAUAUUCAAAGAGUAUACCAUGAUCCUAUAACAUUGCAGUAGAAGACUUUACUUGCCGAAUUUAAAGCACUUCAGUUACACUGAAAAUUAUUGCUGCAUGCUUUAUAGUCGGAACAUAAUAUUGCAUCAGCAGGGUUUUAUCGUUUGGACCAUCCAUUUUUUUCCGUGAUCAAUCUGUUGUGAUUAAACAUUUCGAAACCAUGACAUAAUCUAGACUUUUUCAAAACCCAUUAUUCUAGUUUUAUUCGUAAGCAGAACUAGCUUUUACUUCGUUGUCUUUAAAAGGUUAAAAUUUAGUGAGAUUGGCUUUUCUAAAGCUUUUUGGUCCAGUAAACAUAGAUUUAUAAAUGCGAAGUUUGCAAAGCAGUUACCGAGUGGGUUCCCAACUAGAGUUUCUGGUGAAUAUUAUAUCAAUCAAUAAGGUACAAUAACUACUUUAGGUCACUAUCUUCGAGUUGUAGACUCGGUCAUGAUACAAUUUAAAAAAUUAUCAAGUGCAUUUAUCUCAUCGCUGUUAAAAAUGUUAUUGUUAUGCAAGGUUGGUGAAUAAUUACUCAUUGUAAGCAAGUGCUUUGAAAUAAUCACGAAUAAAGAAUUUGGUUAAUUCACUCUAACGAGAAAUUGAUAAAUGAACUUGCUUUCGCCAACCUUUUGUUUCAAUAGGAAAAAGCUAUAGACUAGAAUAAUUUUUCUGCAAUCCACUUCAAUACAAUUACAUCUCAGAUCAAAAUAGCCGAUAAUUUAACUCUUUGCAUUUACAUCUGGGUGCGAUUUUCAUCGUCUACUUUAAUGAUAGAAGUUGACAAUGUAGCGUCACUGUAUACACACUCAAAGAAAUCUUUUUUGGUGCAAUGUUGAUUUUUUAAUGGAAUUUAUUUUGGUUGUGUUGCUCGUCAUGAAAGUGAUAUUAAACUGUUGAUUCAUGUCCGCGAGAGAUGCAUUUCACUGCACUGUUAUACCCGGUUUAUUUAUUCUACAGUAUACACAAACUGCUAUAUUAUACACAUUUCUCUUGUUACUAUCUUGUUGUUUGUGAUUGAGAGUGCCAUUAUUUGUGAUUUUAAUUGAAAUAAAAAUUAGACCAAAACUUA